Molecule: messenger RNA, 1488 nt
Organism: Caenorhabditis remanei
Lineage: Eukaryota; Metazoa; Nematoda; Chromadorea; Rhabditida; Rhabditidae
Exons: 7
Coding region: 1-1488 (495 amino acids)
Source: RefSeq, a predicted model, not a curated record
AUGAAUGAGACUCUUCACUUCGAAACGAUUGAAUCUGAUCCCGAUUUGAGUAAUGAAGAAGAAUUGGAAACUCCUUUGAAACCUGGAAUUUUAAUUGAUCCAACAAGAAAGCUGACAAGAAAAUUACCUGUAUCACACGUUUAUGUUACUUCGGCAUAUUACUAUCCAACAUCUAAAUCACUUGGUUCUAAUGCAAUUGCAAUGGCAAUGACUGUUGAUUCCAUUAAUUUCAAUGUCGAUAAUGCCACUUAUUAUGUUGUCGGAUCAAAUGGAACACACACGAUAUCAAGUAUAGCUACUUCACAGACAGAAGGAGUCCCGACUUGUCGUUACACUCCAGCAAUGGCAAAAACAAAUACGGUGGAAAACAUCACCAAACUGGAAAUGGAAUCGAAUGGAGUGAGAGUGGAGAUUCCUUUCAAAAUGGCUCGCUACACAGCCCCGAAGCCAGUAAUUAUUUGCAUUUCUCCACAAUUUGUCGCAGAACAAUGGCAAAUAUUUUUAAUGCAUGUACAUGUGGCUAAUCGAUUUGGUGGUCACCUACAUAUUUAUCUCACUUCAAUCAUUGAAUCAUUCUUCGAGUUGAUGAAAGAAUACGAGCGAGAAGGAUAUCUGACACUUGAUUUCUGGCUUCGGAUGAAAUUUGAACACACCACGACUCCAUAUUUUGAACCGAAUGAGAAUAUUGAGUGGAGAAAUCAGGCAGGAGCACAAACUGAUUGUCUUCUUCAGUACAAAGAAGCAGCUGAAUAUAUUGCAUUCUUUGAUAUGGAUGACAUAUUAUUCCCUAAAAACUAUCCGACUUAUCUGGAAGAGUUCAGUGCAGAAUGGGCUCUUCAGCCAGAUGCAACAUCUGUAUUUUAUGGACGGAGAGAGCACGAAUUCGUAAAAGCUGAAACACUUUCGGAAUUCAGUUUUAUUGAAUUAGUUCGUAGUCUGCGGUCUUCUCCGACAGUGAAACGCGGCAAAGUUGUAGUGAAACCGGAUAGGUAUAACUCUACGUGGAUUCAUUUUAGUAAUAACGAGAGUGAGGGCACGAGAAGAACAAUUGACAAUCCAACUCUAAUUCAUGUCCAACGUCCUCUCCAAAAACAUGGAAACAACAACAUAACGAAAGUUUGGAAAAUGAAAUUUGGACCACUUAACGAGACAAUUCGAGAUCAUGAUGUAAAGGCGAUUGAGGAUGACAUCGAACGAAUAAGGAGAAUUCCAAAAGUAUCGGAAAUUGCUCCAAGACUUCCGUCAUCUGAUUUCUAUCUUCCUAUUGUAUUCAAGUGUUACUAUGAUGCAUUCUAUGACAACGCAUUCGAUCACAGAAAGGGAAAACACGGUUGUCCGAAUGCUGAUACAUGUGUUUUACCUCAACGUGAAGAGUACAAAUGCGUUCAUUCUCAUGCUAAAUACUUCUCUGGUCCUCACAUGAAACCCUUCACUUUCCAUUUCGCAAAAAAUCCUUUCUGGUCGUGGAAUAUCGGUUGUUAUCAGUAG